GAAUAAAAGGAUUGAUUGGGCCCUUGUUGUUUGAUGAGUCGUUCAGAAGUUCUGCGACUCUACCGGAAAAUGCUGAAAUACAGUAGCAUGUUCUCAGACUAUAAUUUCCGUGAAUAUUCCUUGGCUAGAGUGAAGGAAUCCUUUAGGCAAAACAAGCUUCUCCAAGAUGAAGAAGCCAUCUUGAAAGCUGUCGAGAAAGCCCAAAAGAAUUUGCAGAUGUUACAGAGACAAGCACAAAUAAGUCAAAUGUUCAAGGGAGAAAGACUUGUCAUCGAGGCCGAGACGCCAUCACGGAACAAGUAACCGACGUCGUUUGAAAUAGAUGUACACUUAGUAGCUGGCCAAAGCGUUGUGCAAAGAGUAGCAUAGGCUUGUAUGAGAUCU
This is a messenger RNA of Galdieria sulphuraria, 384 nucleotides long. RefSeq lists its product as uncharacterized. The transcript is spliced from 2 exons. Gene Ontology annotation, cellular component: L-cysteine desulfurase complex; mitochondrion. Gene Ontology annotation, biological process: iron-sulfur cluster assembly. NCBI's taxonomy places the organism in Eukaryota, Rhodophyta, Bangiophyceae, Galdieriales, Galdieriaceae. The record is from RefSeq and is a predicted model, not a curated record. Bases 34 to 303 code for a protein of 89 amino acids.